AUGUUCAUGGAGAUUUUUAUGUUCUGCACAGAUUUCUUUACAAAUCAAACUCGCACAUGGUGGUCACGCUGGAUCAAUGAUUUUCGACGUGUCAAUCUAAGUUUCGAUGGACUUUGGAUUGAUAUGAAUGAGCCAGCCGUGUUUGAUACCAACAAUGAAAUUCCAUGGAAUUGGAUGCAAACUGGCAGUAAUUAUACUCUAAAGUGUCCAAAUAACCAAUGGGAAGAUCCUCCUUAUCGAACUAAAGCUGUUUUUCGCUACGAUAUCAAUUUGAAUAGAGCUGGUCGUCUUUCCGAUCGCACGAUGUGUAUGUCAGUUCGACAGGGUGAAGUUGAUUCAGAAACUAGCCAACCCAAAUAUCUUCAUUAUGAUGUUCACAGUUUGUAUGGAUGGAGUCAAACAAAGCCAACCUUAGAUAUUAUGCGAGCAAUAACCGGUAAACGAAGUUUAGUUUUGCCUCGUUCGACUUUUGUCGGUUCCGGUCAAUGGAGUGGUCAUUGGCUCGGAGAUAAUGAAGCCACAUGGCAUGAAAUGAAACGAUCCUUAAUCGGUAUGAUUGAAUUCAAUUGGUUUGGCAUCCCCUUAAAUGGUGCUGACAUUUGCGGAUUCGAUAAAACACCAAGUGAAGAAAUGUGUAUUCGUUGGAUGCAAGUUGGUGCUUUCUAUCCAUAUUCUCGAAAUCAUAAUGUUUGGAAAACACCAGAUCAAGAUCCAGCAUCAUGGUCUCAAUCAGCUGUGUCUAUCAUGGUUUCUGCUCUUCGUAUUCGUUAUACUUUACUUCCAUAUUAUUAUACACUUUUCUACAAAGCACACACGCAAGGUUCAACUGUCAUUCGACCAUUGUUUCACGAGUAUCCAACGGAUAAAACAACACUUGAUUUGUAUCUUCAGUUUCUUAUUGGAUCGCAUGUUAUGAUAGCACCAGUGACUGAUAAUGGAGCAAGACAAGUUCAAGUUUAUAUUCCCUCAUUGUAUUGGUAUAAUUUUUAUACAGGUGCACGAAUUACUAGUCAACGAAAAUUUAUUACAAUGGAUGCACCUUUGGAUACGAUUCCAAUUUUGUUAAGAGGUGGUGCCAUUUUACCAACGCAAGGAUACGCAAAUAAUACAAAGUAUUCAAGAGACAAUCCAUUCAGUCUGAUAAUUGUACUCGAUUCGAAUGGAAAUGCUGAAGGGGAUCUAUUUUAUGAUGAUGGUGAAUCGAUCGAUACAAUCGGUUCAAAAACCUAUUUCUAUGCAACAUAUAAAUGGACAAUGAAUGAUCGUCAAUUGUUCAUCAAUGUUAUUGAAAAUAAUUAUACUCACAUGGCAAAUUUAACUUUAAAUUCAUUAAUGAUUUAUGGAUUAGAUAGAAUGCCGGUCAUCAUUACUGUUGAUGGAAAUGAGUUACGUCCAUUAAUACAACGUCGAAAACAAAUUAUUGAAAUUCGUGAAUUUAAAUUGACGAUGAAUGAAAAUCACCGGAUCACAUGGCAAUAUCCAGAUAUACUUGUCGUUGAACCACCUGAAAUUAUUACUACUGAUCCCAAAUAUCGUAUUGAUUGUUAUCCUGAUUUUGAUGAAUAUAAAUCGUUUUGUAUGAUUGAUCGAUCACCAAAUCAAACAGUCUUGACAAUAACAAAUCAAUUAUGUACAGCUCGUGGCUGUACAUGGGUUUCAAAUGCGGCGACAAAUACACCAUCGUGCUAUAUUCCAAUAGAAAAAGGUGGCUAUAAUCUAACCGAAUCAUCAAGUCAAAUCUCAGAUGUCAUAACAAUUUAUAAACUCAGUCGUCUGUCGAUCAAGGCUACUCAGAUUCGAUCGUUAAAAUAUCCUGAACUAGUUUAUAAGUAUUCAUUGACAAAUCAAAUUACGAACGCUAGAAUAAAUGAGUUUUCCAUGUUCGGUGAUGAUAUUCAUGAUUUAAAUGUUCAAGUCAGCCUUUCAGGUUCUGAUAAGAUUCGUAUGACAAUACGUGAUGCAAAUGCAAAACGAUAUGAAGUUCCGGUUCCCAUUAUUUGGCAACCAUUGGUUCCAUUAACACCAUCUUCACUUAAAAUCAAAUUCGAAAUAACUAAAACUCCCUAUGGACAAGUCGGAUUUCGAGUUCAACGUACAAAUACACAAUCGAUUCUAUUUGAUACAUCAUUCUUUGCUAAUGGCUUCAUCUAUGAUGACAAAUUUAUUCAACUGAUAACAACAAUUCCAUCCAGAAAUAUCUAUGGUUUUGGCGAAAAUACUCAUUUAAGCUUUCGACAUGUUUUAAAAGGGUCGUUUCGUUAUGGAAUGUUUACCCGAGAUCAACCACCAGGCGGAGGAAAUGAAAAUUUGUAUGGUACUCAUCCAUUUUAUAUGGUUGUUGAACCUGAUGGACAAGCCUUUGGUGUAUUCAUUUUGAAUUCGAAUGCACAAGAUUAUAAGUUUGAUGAAUUUGAUGAUGAUCAAGCUAUGUUAACUUAUCGAACUGUGGGCGGUAUUUUAGAUGUUUUCUUUUUUGCUGGACCUCGUCCGGAAGAUGUCAUUCGACAAUAUCAAACAGUUAUCGGUAAUCCUUACAUGCCACCUUACUGGGCACUUGGAUUUCAACUUUGUCGGUACGGUUAUAAUACACUAGAUAAUAUGAAAGCAGCCACGAUGAGAACACUCAACGCUAGUAUUCCUCUUGAUGUUUUAUACGGUGACAUCGAUUAUUUUCGAAACAGGCUUGAUUUCACUUGGGAUCUGGUUAAUUUUGAUGGCUUACCUGAAUAUGUAGAUUGGCUACAUGAUCAAGGAAUGAAAUUCAUCACCAUUCUGGAUCCAGCUAUUGAUUCCGAAGAGGCAAACUAUUCUGUUUAUACUGAAGGACAAAAAGUCGAUAUUUGGAUUAAAUGGCCUCACCAUCGCAAUCUUCAAUUUAACGAAACAGGCAACCGAAAUAUGUUAGGUUAUGUGUGGCCUAAUGGUAAAACAGUAUUUCCUGAUUUCUUUUAUCCCCCAGCACACCAAUGGUGGAAAUCACAAAUCGUUGAUUAUCAUACUAAAGUCAAAUUUGACGGUCUUUGGAUUGAUAUGAAUGAACCAGCUAAUUUCGAUACAAAUAAAGAAAAACCUUGGAAUUGGAAUCGGCCAGAACCGUGGAAUCUUCGGUGUCCUAUUGACAGUGAACCUUUAGAUAAACCACCGUAUCAGACAGCAAUAUGUGGCGAUUAUUUAUCGGAUAAAACAUUGUGUAUGAUUGGUGAACAGGUAGAUGGACAAGGCAAAAUCUAUCAUCAUUAUGAUGUCCACAGCCUAUAUGGAUGGUCAGAAAUAAUAGCCACAUUACCAGCUACGCGUGCAACUGAAAACAAGCGAUCUAUUAUAAUAAGUCGAUCAACAUUUCCAACUUCAGGCUCAUUCAGUGGUCAUUGGCUAGGUGACAAUACAGCGGAUUGGUCACAUCUCAAAUAUAAUAUAAUUGGAAUGUUAGAGUUUAAUUUGUUCGGAAUUCCUUAUAUAGGCGCUGAUAUUUGUGGCUACUUUCGAGAUACAACAGAACAACUAUGUCAACGAUGGAUGCAACUAGGUGCUUUCAAUCCAUUCUUUCGAAAUCACAAUGGUUUUAAUUAUAUCGAUCAAGAUCCUGGAAUAUUUUCGACAGAAGUUGUUACAUCGAAUCGUCAUGCUGUUGAAUUACGUUAUACUCUCAAUCCAUAUCUCUACACACUAUUCCAUCGAGCUCAUAUUUCAGGUGGUACUGUUGUUCGUUCUAUGGCUCACGAAUUUCCAUCCAUUGUUGAAUGUUGGUCACUUGAUGAACAAUUUUUAUGGGGUUCAUCGUUGCUCAUUGCUCCAGUUAUCUAUGAAAAUCAUGUCAAUAAGUCGGUUUAUUUGCCUACAACGGAACGAUGGUUUGAUUAUUAUACUGGUCAAGAACAGACAACACUUGCCCAAAUCACAGUAUCUGCACCGUAUACUUUUAUUCCAUUGUUCUUACGUGGUGGUGCUAUCAUACCCCACCAACAAUCGGCUAUGAAUACUGUACUCUCACGUAAAAAACCCAUGUAUCUUAUUAUAGCACUCAACAAAAACCAAAGGGCUAGUGGAGAUCUAUUUUGGGAUGAUGGUGAAUCGAUUGAUACCUAUGAAAACUUGAUUUAUAAUUAUUUUAUUUUUAAUUUCAAUUCACAACGUUUAACCCUUGAACCUUGGACAUAUAAUUAUCCACAAAUGAGCGAUGAUGGCAAAUUGGAUGAAAUAAAAAUAUUUGGUAUAAAUAAACAACCAACAACAGUUAUAUGGAAUGGACAAGAGUUAAUAGCAAGUAAAUGGACAUUCGAUGCUACAAGGAAUGUCUUGCAUAUGCAAACGCUCGCUUUGAAUAUGGCUAAAACACAUAAAUUUGUUUUUAUUUGA
Messenger RNA from Rotaria sp. Silwood1, 4356 nucleotides. The record is from the annotation of a GenBank genome assembly. Lineage: Eukaryota; Metazoa; Rotifera; Eurotatoria; Philodinida; Philodinidae.